UUCAUACUUCAUUCUCAAUCUUAUCAUUUAAAAUAAUUAAAUAGAUAAGUUAUAAAAUUUAAAUACAUUGCGUGUAAUUAUUGUAAUGCUUAAUGAUUAUUUACCGCUUGUUUUAUAAUUGUGAUAUUUAAAGCUAAACAAUUAUAACAAAUGAUGGCUACUUUAGGAGCUUUACAUUUAACAAAAAAUACAGGAGCAAAACAUACUGCAACAGUUAUAUUUUUUCAUGGUUCAGGUGCUUCUGGUGAACAUAUGCAGGAAUGGGUAAAUUUAAUGGCCAAAAAUUUUUCUUUUCCCCAUAUUAAAAUUCUGUAUCCAACAGCCCCACUGCAACCUUACACUCCUGCAGGAGGGUUAAUGAGCAAUGUUUGGUUUGAUCGUAUCGAUAUAAGUAAAAAAGUUCCAGAGAUAGAAAAAUCACUGAAAAACAUUGAGGUGCAUGUCAGAAAUUUAAUUAAAAGUGAAAAUGAUGUUGGUAUACCAAACAAUAGAAUCAUAGUUGGUGGUUUUUCAAUGGGUGGAGCGUUAGCCCUUCACACAGCAUAUAGAUGGGAAUCUAACUUAGCUGGAGUGUUUGCAUUUAGUUCCUUUCUCAAUGAUAAUUCUGUUGUAUAUAAAGAACUUACAGAAUCACAAAAGGAUGUACCUCUUCUUCAAAUACAUGGAGAUAUUGAUGACCUAGUGCCUAUUUCUUGGGGAAAAAAUACAUUUAACGAGCUGCAAGCUCUUGGAGUACAAGGAGAGUUUCACAUUAUGGAGAGGUUGGGACACUCAUUGAACAAAAAAGGGUUACAUAUUAUAAAGGAUUGGAUAGAAAAGUUGUUGCCUAACUCAUAGUGAUAAACACAUGUUUUUCUAUUUGUUAUUUUUUAGACUGAAUUGAAAUAAAAACAAAAACCUGGCUAUAUAAAAUAUC
Nymphalis io (European peacock) is the source of this 916-nucleotide messenger RNA. Its product is annotated as lysophospholipase-like protein 1. Gene Ontology annotation, cellular component: cytoplasm. Gene Ontology annotation, molecular function: palmitoyl-(protein) hydrolase activity; carboxylic ester hydrolase activity. The coding region runs from base 151 to 837 and encodes 228 amino acids. The transcript has 4 exons. Lineage: Eukaryota; Metazoa; Arthropoda; Insecta; Lepidoptera; Nymphalidae. The record is from RefSeq and is a predicted model, not a curated record. Gene Ontology annotation, biological process: protein depalmitoylation.